Molecule: messenger RNA, 1040 nt
Organism: Sitophilus oryzae (rice weevil)
Lineage: Eukaryota; Metazoa; Arthropoda; Insecta; Coleoptera; Curculionidae
Gene: mRpL19
Product: 39S ribosomal protein L19, mitochondrial
Exons: 5
Coding region: 62-940 (292 amino acids)
Biological process (GO): translation
Cellular component (GO): ribosome; mitochondrial large ribosomal subunit
Molecular function (GO): structural constituent of ribosome
Source: RefSeq, a predicted model, not a curated record
GCCAUAAGAAGAGGAAUUUUAAAUUCUAACCUCAUUUUCUCUAUAAAAAAAAUAAUUUAAAAUGUUAUCUUUUUUGGGGAAAAAUCUCCGGUUAACAAAUCAUUCCGAAAUAACAAAAACCUUAAUCAAGUUUUCUAGUCAAGCUGCAAUUUCAGAAACAAAUAAACCAUUAAGGACGAAGGAUAACAUUCGAAAACAAAUUGUUGAAUAUAGGCAUGUGUAUCCGGAAUUUUUACCCGACCCAAAAAUCGACUUUAGAAAUGUUUUAAGGGAAAAACUAGAACGAUUAGAUAUGGUAGCGCGAAGAACACAAGUUGAUAUACCUGAGUUUUAUGUCGGUUCUAUAUUAGCAGUUACUUCAUCUGACCCACAUACCCCUGGUAAAGAACAGAGAUUUGUUGGCAUUUGUAUUAAAAGGGAAGGUUGCGGAUUACGUGCAACAUUUAUAAUAAGAAAUGUUAUUGAUCAUCAGGGCGUUGAAGUUUUAUAUGAAAUGUAUGAUCCAACAAUACACAAAGUGGAGGUUUUAAAAUUAGAAAAAAGACUUGAUGAUGAGUUACUCUAUUUGAGAGAUGCUUUACCAGAAUACAGUACUUUUGAUGUCAAUAUGGAUGCAGAAAUUCUACCUGAAGGAACUCCAGUACCUAUUAAUACUAUUAAAGUAAAACUAAAGCCUAAACCAUGGCUUGAAAGAUGGGAAAGAAAAAAAUUAAGAGGAGUCCAAGACUUAGGAUUACCUGAAAGGUUCUAUAUAAGGGCAAAGGAAUUAGAGACACCGUGGGAAAAAUAUGAUCUAAUGAAGGAAUAUAUGAGAACUAUACCAGAAGAAGAACAAGUGGAAAUCUUCAGCGAAGUUCAGUCAGAACUGCAUAGAUUAGAAGUCCAAAGGAAGAAAAUGAAGAGGAAACGAGUUAUUGUAAAGCCUAGUAAAUUAGCAUAGUUAUUUUUUAUUUUAAAAUUAACAAGAAAAAAAAUAAAUAAAUGAGUGUAUUUUAUUUUAUCAAGCAAAUAAAGCUCUCUUAAAUAUACUGGCUAAAUUC